Molecule: messenger RNA, 1648 nt
Organism: Saccostrea echinata
Lineage: Eukaryota; Metazoa; Mollusca; Bivalvia; Ostreida; Ostreidae
Product: excitatory amino acid transporter 2-like
Exons: 11
Coding region: 110-1606 (498 amino acids)
Biological process (GO): L-glutamate transmembrane transport
Cellular component (GO): plasma membrane
Molecular function (GO): glutamate:sodium symporter activity; neutral L-amino acid transmembrane transporter activity; L-glutamate transmembrane transporter activity
Source: RefSeq, a predicted model, not a curated record
UAUUGGUUAAUUGCACCAUUGGCAAUAUGGAUGGAGAAAGGUCAUAAUGCUCUGCUGACCAUUUGGUAUACCCUGCUGACCAGUUGUACGUAGUAGAAAAGCAUGAAAGAUGAAUGUUAAACAUUCCAAUUGCUACGAAUUUUUAUCAAGAAAUGGACUUAUCAUUAGCGUGUUGGUUGGUGUGGUUGUGGGGUUCGCCUUAGGCUUUGGUCUUAGAGUCGUGGAACCUUCAAAUGAUGCUCUCACAUGGAUUGGUUUACCGGGAGAAAUUUACAUGAGGAUGCUUAAAAUGACAAUUCUUCCUUUAGUUGUGUCAACUAUCAUUACAGGCACAGCUCGUAUGGAUCCGAAGUCUAACGGCAGGAUAAGUGCCUUGUCCUUUGGUUAUAUUGUAAUCACCAACACAAUAGGAGCUAUCAUCGCCAUCCUGGUAUUCUUAAUCAUUCAGCCAGGUAAGGAUGUAAAGGUAUCGGGAUCAGAUUAUAGUGGUUCUAUACAUACCGACAUUGAAACUAGCGACUUGUUUGCCGACAUGAUCAGAAAUCUAUUUCCUGAUAAUUUGGUUACUGCUUGUUUCCAGAAGACUCAGACAAGAUACUCCCAAUCCACUAGAGUUUUAAUGGUGAACGGGACCAAUAGUUCUAUAACAGUUGUGCAUAAAGCGGUCUCCUCCACCGGUGGUCUUAAUAUACUAGGGCUUAUCAUUGCAUGUAUUCUGUUUGGUAUCGCAGCGAGUAAGCUAGGAAAACGCGCUGAUCCAUUAACAGAUUUUUUUGAAACCAUAUCCAUUAUUGUUAUUCAUCUCUUAAAUUGGAUUAUCUGGAUGACCCCUGUUGGAGUUGCAAGCCUUAUUGCUACAGCAAUUCUAAAAGCCUCUGACAUAGAAAACGUCUUCAGCAGUCUUGGAAUGUUUGUUCUGGCUCAUUCUGUUGGAAUCAUUUUUCAUCAGUUGGUCCUAAUUCCGAUUACUUAUUUCAUAGCUACAAGGAAAAAUCCUUUCUACUUCCUUGGCACCUGCCUGCGUCCCUGGUUAACUGUGUUUGGGCCGCCCAGCACUGCAAUUGGAAUACCAGAAAUGCUCAGAACACUUGAUGUUAAGCUACACGUUGACACCAGGAUUUCCAAUUUCCUUGUUCCUGUAGGAGCUACUUUGGAGCGAUUGGGAAGCUGUAUAUUCAUCUGUUUAUCUGCCCUGUUUAUGGUACAGUUAGAAGGAAUGUCGUUAGGUGCCUCUAAGAUACUCUUAAUUGGGAUGUUGUCAUCCGUGGGCUCCCUGGCUGUUCCCUCCGUUCCCAGUGCCAGCAUUGUCUCCAUUCUAGUCGUCCUCUCUUCCUUAGAUGUUCAAGUAAACAACAUAGGUCUACUCAUGGCAUUGGAAUGGUACAAUGAUCGUAUCCGGACUACAAGCAACACAAUGACAAUUAUAAUCGGUGCUGUGGUAAUCGACAGACUGUGUAGCUCUACUCUGAAGUCAGCUGAAGACAGCACUCCCAAGGAAACCCCAGCAAUCGAAUCGGAGGUCAAAAUAAAAACUACGAACGGAAUAGGAACGGAAUUGGGGGUCAAUGUAAAAACAGAAAACGAAACUACCUCCACAAGGUUUUAGAGCUAAUUUUAUGUGUGAAAUGAUUGAGCGUGACAUGAUAAA